Molecule: messenger RNA, 3857 nt
Organism: Acanthochromis polyacanthus (spiny chromis)
Lineage: Eukaryota; Metazoa; Chordata; Actinopteri; Pomacentridae
Gene: cd7al
Product: cd7 antigen-like
Exons: 5
Coding region: 1345-2589 (414 amino acids)
Biological process (GO): adaptive immune response
Cellular component (GO): membrane
Molecular function (GO): signaling receptor activity
Source: RefSeq, a predicted model, not a curated record
CAUGAAAGUUGAUGUAAAAAUGAACAAAAAGCUUACAAGGGUCAGAGGUCCUUUGGGCUUCACUCUGUUUCUUAGUUUUUCUGUCUGUGGUUGGCUGCAGACAUUUACAAGAAUUAGUCGUACGUUUGACAUUUGUGGUUAAAAGUGUCACUGAGGAUGGCGGAUGUUUACACAUAAAUCAUUGCAUUCCAAAUAUUUAGCUUCAAAGCGUUAAAUUCACCAAAUGUUGUGAACAAGGCUUCAUAUUCAGCCAUAAUUAAAAAGCAUAUAAAACAAACUGACCAGUAAAGGGAAUCCUGAACUGAAGACACUAAAGCUACAUUUUGUCAAACUAGAACAGCCUGCUGUAACACCACACAGCUGUGGUUUCCUGCCGUGUCGCGCACAGCGUUAGUUUCUUUCCACAGACGUUAUAUACACAACCAGGUUAUUUAUAUAAACGGGCCAAAUGACUUUUAAUAUCUUUCUUAACAAACAAGAACUCUUCUUUAUCCACAGAUGCACCCUCAAACUAUGUUGUCUUAUUUCUAUUAUUGACUAAUGCGUUGAAAUUGUAGUUGCACGUCCAUUGUGGUUCCGCAUUUGCUGCACCGUUUGCUGAUUUGAUGUGUGAAAAAGAGCUUCAGUGCUAGUAGCUGACCGCUAAACCAGAAAGUACGUUUUCAUUCUGUAACCAACAGCAAAAUAGUUGCGUCAUCUUCCAUGUAGAUUUCUAGUAACUUCAUAUUUUCCAACUCUUAAAUCUCAACUCGCCCAAUAAAAGGUCUCAAAUCUGGCAAAAUACAUUGCAAACCUUGAGACCUCGGAGCAGUUUAUUCAAUGUAUGGGCCUAAAAACCAAAUACUGAAGCUGUGAGGAUACACAAGUCCAACCUUAUGGUGUUUUAUUUAUGUAAUUUGAGUUAAUAUGGCCAGAUUAAGGUCAUUUGCAUUGAAUAGUCAGUCAGCAGACUUUCUUUUUUCCCCUUUCUUUCUUCAUAGCUGAUGCAAAUUAUCAUCACAAAGCAGACACAUCCUGCUCAGAGACAAGCAGUCAGCGUCAUUUCCUCUGGGACAGACAAAAACCUUUUGUCUGUUCUGUUUUCUCAAAAAUGUGAAACCCAAUUAAUGCAAAUUUGAAAGAACCAACAAGCAAAUGGAGCUAAUUGGUUUUAAGAGUUGGCUCAAAGUGCCCGGUUCUUGCUCUGCUUGAUGUGUAUUUCUUAAUCUGGUCUAAACCCUGCUUCAGUGGUCAUGCUUCAUUUUCAUGAAUGUGUCGUUUAGGAAGGAGCUAAUCCAACAUGCAUGUUGUUGGUUAGUAUGUGCUUCCUCUUGUGUUGGCCUUGAGGUUUGAAGGUGGAGCUUCAUGGAGUUCCUCUUGGUUUCAUUUACAGUCAGCCCAUCUUUUGAAAUCCAGCUUUCAGUGCUUGCCUCUGUGCUGUCAUGGUUCACGUCGGCAGCCUCCUUCAGGAUCUUAAUUAGUCAAUUAAAUUGUGGGGUGGCGUUAAAGAUGGCCGGGGUCUGGGGCCUGGCUUCUCUGUGGAUUGUGGUCAUCACACAGACUGGGUUUGUCUGCAGUGACAUGAGCUUCAUCGAGCGGCAUGAGGGUGAUUCUGUGGUUCUUCCCUGUGCGGUUGAUGAGAGGAAACCUUCGCCUUAUGGUGUCUACCUAAGACGCAAGUGGCUGGAUCCCAGGAAGGUGUUGUUCAAGCACACGGGGAGUGAGUUCGUUUUGGACAACAAUGCUGACAAGAACCGCACCAGUGUCAGCGGAGACCCCAACCUUCACUCCCUGAACGUGACCAUCUCCCAGCUGAGGGCCGCUGACACAGACCGAUACUACUGCGAGUUUGUUGUGGCAAAUAAUGCCGCUGAAGAUGAGUCCAUCGAGGGGAAGACUGAAUUCUUACUCCUUGUUACUGCUGAUGCCCCUGGGUCUGUGGACAUGGAGCUGGUAGAGACGUGUUCUGGGGGCUCAGCCGUGCUCCCCUGUCUCCCCCCACACGGGGAAGGCUCGGCCGUGGAGGGGGUGAGCCUAAAGAGGCAGAGGGCCCGUUCACCUGUGGAGGUGUUGUACCACUCCAAGCAGCACCGCAGCAGCAGCGGGUCUCAGUUCUCUGCUGACAGGGUCCACCUGUCUACAGCGCCAGGCCCCAGCGGCAUCACCUACCAGCUGACCCUGCAGCAGCUGCAGCCGGACGACAGCGCCCUCUACAGCUGCCAGCUGCUCCUGCGUGGCAGGUCUGACAGCAGCACCAGUCUAGGGCGGCGGGUGUUCUUUGUGUCCGUGCAAGGUGACCAGUGCGGCUGCUCCAGCUACUCCUCUCUGCUGUACGCUUUGUCCUCAGCUGUGGUUGUCCUCCUCCUCCUGCUCCUGGCUGCAUUUGUGGUGGUUUAUAAAGGCAAAGCACGCCGCAGUGUCAAGUCACACCCUCAAGCCCCCAUCUACGAGGAGAUGACUGGGAUACAGCCUCUCAACCGCAAAGCAGCUUCUCACCGGCUCGAAGAAAUGGAGUCUUCAGAAUACAGAAACUGCCCAGUGACGAAAUCCUGCCCUGAGAACCAUUAUGAAAGUCCCACUGGGGGCCUCUGCCCCAAGAGGGAGUCUUAGAAAUGAAAUGUUUGCUUUACCUGCCAGCGUCGUGACAACUUAUCAACUCGACUGCCUCAAACUCACUGGACUAGUGCUAGUUCCAGAAGUUUCUUCAGCUUGUUUUUAUCAGUUCAGGUUUUCUUUUUAUUCUCAUGUAUAUGGAUUGUUUGUCAAAGGUUCAUUCCAUUUCAAAGCAGCAAAUUUAUAGAACUAUUUCUGCUCAACAAUCUCUGAUUUGCCUGAAAAUUUUCUAGCAUAAAAUGUGGAUCUUCAUGACAAAUAUUUGCGAAAUUAAAGCAAAAGAAUCUGCAAUAUUGGACACAAAGGUCAAAUAAUCUCUAGUUAUUGGUGAGUUUAUAUAUUUUUUUAAAAUGUUGUGAAAAGUCCAGUCUUUGAGCUCAUAUUAACAAAAAACUGUUCAUGCAUAAGUCCACCACUGACACUUUCUGAAUAUGUAGCUAAAUAAUACAAGAAUAAUGCUAAACAAGACAUAGAAUACAUUUGAAUAUGAAAUGCUUUGUCAUAGAAAUGAAAAGGAUUCAAUUUUCAUGGAAUUCUUGAGUAGAUAUUACAAAUGUUACAAGAUAGCCGGAUCCAAGUAGGAGUGGAGUAAAUGGUUCUCCAUAUAUAACAAGUAUAGUAAUGUGUCAUGAGCAUAUUUUUAAUUUUCAAACCCAUUCUGAAUCAACAGCAUGGUGGGAAAUAACAGUGAAAACUCAGAGCUUUUACCAUUAAAACAGUUCAUGAGAUAAAGUCAUUUAAACAGCCUCAAAUUUCGAUGUGUGAAAAAAUGUGCUCAAAGUGAGUCAACAAGCAAUAAAAAGAAAAAUCUGUCCUGGAAAGCAUUUGAUACAGCAAUUCCACAAAUGCUAUUCUAUUGUCAGGCAGAUCAGACCUGGCUGAGCAGAAGGCCCCAAUAUGAUUUCAGAUGGAUUAAGCCAUUAGUUUUUUGCAAUUUGGAAUUUUCUUAAGAAAUUUUAGAGAUAAGUUUAGAUCCCACUGUGAUGUGCAUCUAAGAAGUCAUACUUGUAGAUGUUACAUAAUGUAAAAAUCUUGCUCGGUAGCGCUCCAUACAGUAACUUUAAGUAUCUGACACUCUUCACAUUAAUGCGAAAAGUAAAUUAAAACUUCAUUUUUCCAUCAAACAAUGCUGCUCAUUCAUUUGCAAAAUUGCACUCAAUGACUCAAAACAACCACUAACAUUCAAAUCAUUUUACCCACAGAUGGUAGGAAAAAAUAGAAAAGCACUCAGAGAGCGCAGUACUCCGACAAGGCUGCUCAGUUGA